Lactuca virosa is the source of this 1038-nucleotide messenger RNA. Lineage: Eukaryota; Viridiplantae; Streptophyta; Magnoliopsida; Asterales; Asteraceae. The record is from the annotation of a GenBank genome assembly.
AUGUGGAUUGAGGCUUCCCCUGUCAUUAUUCUUCUUGGAAGUUCUAUGUUUUUACGUUGUCAUUUACCUUUCUCUCCUGAUCUGCCUGGUACAAAUGGUGGAUGGAAAAGCAAGUUUUGUUGGGUGAAUGCCAAUAUUCUUUUCCUCCCUUUAACUCUUGGUACUCUCCUUAAGUUGGAUGAUUCCGUGUCAUUGCCAUAUGACUUAUUUAAGAAUGUCUCUUCUUUUUCUCAUAUGUGUAUAAGAGGAUAUUUCUUUCCAGAAAUUGUACUUGCACUUUGUCAUAUGAACAUAAUUUUGAAAGCUCGUAAUCAAUUGCCUAUGUUGUCGGUUCUUCAUCCAGAUGGGAAUACAAGUUCUUUCAACUUGGUGACAUAUUUAUCUGGUGAUAUAACCCCAAAAUCUAUCAUGUUGGAGGGUGUUAUUCCUGACAAGGAAGUCGGUAACAUUUUCCAUAUUUCUGGGUCGCCCCUAAGUCUCCCUGGUUUCGGAUCGGAUGUGUUUUCUCUUGAGCAGUUGUUAGUGGAUUCCUCAUCUCCCCCUGAAGUUACUCCUCUUCCUCAUGUUCCUUCUAACGCUGGUGUUGGAUCAUCUAUAGAUUCGUAUUUAUCUCGUAAAUGCAAAUGUACAUUAACUAUUCAUAAAUUCGAGGAUUUUCAACAUGAGGUAUCCGGAGCAUCCAUUCCUUCAUCCUCUGAGCCUGCUGACUAUCAUGCCCAUGUUGCCGUUGAGGGUUGUGCCGAUUGCCAUCCGUUUAAAGAGGAACUAGACGAUGCUUGUCGUUCUAUGACCCGAUCUAAGAAGAUAAUUUCCAUUUCCGUUGUGAACCUACGUGCUGCUGAUAGUAUGAAGUUGGAUGGAGAAGAGUUUCUUAUGAAGGCAUGUAGUAUGUAUGUCGAGUUGGUGGAGCAACAUCGUACUGCGAAUGAUAGGGUUGUUGUAUUGGAGAAUCAAAGAGCAUUGAUGGAGGCUAACUAUGAGAGGCGUCUUUGGGAUAAUGAAGUUCUUCGUGCUCAAUUUUCUGCUAAAUUGUCUUAA